UUCACGUGUGGAAACCCAAGCCUAGGAAAGGUGAAGCCCAAACUAGGUCCAUUUAACAAUACACUGACGGCGCACAUUAGUCCUCGCCACCAUAGGGCUCCACUUACGCUUCUCUGCCUCAUCUUCAAAUAAACUUCUUCAUUCCCCUGAAAAAUUUGUCAGAUCCAUUACCAUCAUCAUGGACGCACUCUUCGAAACAAUCAACGUAUCAGAUCUCCUCUCCACUCACGAUCUAUCAGACCCCACUGCACCACUUUCCGCACCCGAUCUCCGCCUUCUAAUCUCCCGCCUCGAGUCACACUCCCUUCAAAUCAAAUCCAAAGUCCAAUCGUAUAUUCUAUCUCAUCGCCAAGACUUUGCUUCACUCUUCUCUGUCUGCAGCGACGCCGUUUCGCGAGCCGAAGAAAUUUCUACCAACUUAUCGGAGAUUUUGGAAUUGAUCUCUGAUCAUCCAAUAGAUGCGGAGGUUAAGCAGAUAAUUGAGGAGGUUGGUGAGAAGAUGAGAGAGUUGAGGGUUAAAAGGGAAAUGCUGGAGUUGCUGAGGGUAAUUGUUAGAAUAUAUGAGAGGUUGAAGGGAGUGAGGGAGGCUGUGAGAGAUGGACGACUGAAAUUUGCUGCUGAAGAAGUGAGGGAGUUGAAGAAAGCUUUGAGAAUUGGUGAUGAGGACGAGAAAGAGCCAAUAGUGUACGGUUUACUGAGGAAAGAGUGGUUCGAUUGCUUCGAGGGGAUACAAGAAUUGCUUGUGAAGUACAUGGAAAGUGCAGUGCAGUUUGAGCAAGAAUCUAAUAGAGUAUUGGUUAAGUAUCGGUUAAAUGUUGAAGGCAUUGAUGGGAUUGAACUUCAUACAGUUUUGGAAGCAAUGGAGGCAGUUGGAAUAUUGAAUUAUGGGCUUGCAAAAGUAGCAGAUAUGAUGGUCAAGUAUGUAAUCACUCCUGCUGUUAAUUUUGGAUCACCUAUCACAUUUGUGGAAGAAGGGGAUGAAGGGGCUGAGGCAACAUUGAAGAUCGUACCAUCAGUUGAUUCUAGAAUAGAAAGUGCGGAUGGAAAAACUAUCUACUGUGGGAUUAUACAAGUUAUUAAGUUCAUUCACAAAUCAAUAUGCUUCAAAAAUGGUUCUUGGGUCCAGUGUUUGGGAAGGUUGAUGUGGCCAAGGAUUUCGGAACAAAUUAUUUCCAAAUAUCUCUCAAAGGUUGUGCCUGAAGAUGCUUCAAAGCUGGCUGACUUUCAGAAGAUCAUUGAAUAUACUUCUGAAUUUGAGGCUGCUUUAAAGGAGAUGAUGUUCAUUUCACCCUCUGAUAAUGAGGAUGAAAGACUGAGCAAUUUUGCUCAAAAUGUUGAGGUGCAUUUUGCAUAUAGGAAGAAGACAGAAAUUUUGACAAAGGCUAGAAAUUUGCUUCUACAGUGUGACUUUGCCAUUCCUGAAGGAUAUACUAGGGAAAGUCCUGGAUGGAACAAUGAUGGGGUGGCUGAACAUUUUCCUAAGCAUCUUGUUGACUUGCUGUUUUUGUCUGAGAGGUGUGUUGUGUCCAGAGCAGCGUCUCAACUUGUGGAGUUGGUGCAUCAGACACUUAAGGAUGUUUGCUUGUCAUCCCCAAGAGUUGCUUUGGAAUUCUAUCGUGCAGCUAGGGAUGCUAUGCUGCUCUAUGAAGCUGUCAUUCCUGUCAAGCUAGAAAGGCAGCUUGAUGGCAUCAACCAGGUUGCAGCUCUAGUACACAAUGAUUGUCUUUAUUUAUCCCAGGAGAUACUUGGGCUAGCGUUUGAGUAUCAGUCUGACUUUCCAAGUUCCAUUAAAGAACAUGCUGUGUUUGUUGACAUGGCUCCAAGAUUUCAUCUAAUGGCUGAAGAAAUACUCCAGAGGCAAAUUCAGCGUGUUAAUUUUAAUUUGAGAGAGGCUAUAGAUGGUGCUGAUGGAUUCCAGAAUACUCAUCAAAUGCAACAAUUUGAAUCUGCAAAGUUUAGUUUAGAUCAGAUUGUUUUCAUUCUUGAAAAAGUACAUAUUAUAUGGGAGCCCCUCUUACUGCCUUCAACUUUUAAGAGAAGCAUGUGUAUGGUUUUAGAGUCAGUGUUUUCAAGAAUCACAAGAGACAUUCUUCUUAUAGAUGAUAUGGCAGCAGAAGAAACAUUGCAGCUUCAAAGACUGAUACAUCUGAUGCUUGAAAACUUAUCAUCUUUGUUGGAGUCCAUAAGUGCUGUCAAGCAAAAGGGGAAAGCAGAAGAGGAAUCUGCACAUCCUCUUGAAGAUUUCAUACCAUCUCUAUGCAAAAUCCGCAAACUGGCAGAAUUGCUAGAUAUGCCUUUAAAAUCCAUUACAACGGCUUGGGAAAGCGGAGAACUAUUCAGUUGUGGUUUUGCAUUAUCAGAGGUACAAGAUUUCAUUAAAUCCAUAUUUGCGGAUUCAGCUUUAAGGAAAGAAUGCUUAUGGAGGAUAGAAAGUGUGAGCUUGUAGAAGUUAAAAAGGGAAAAUGUUACAGCAGAAAGAAAGAGAUGAAAAUGCCAACAUAUUGCAGCACCUAAAACUCUUCCCACAUUGAGUGAAGGAGGCAGUUUUGGUGUUUGAAAAAGUCAUCCAGGGAGAAAUAGUUCAUAGUUUCUUAUUUGUUAUUUUUUGAAAUGUCAUGUACAACACACUUGUCUGUAAUUUAUAGGGAUAAAAUUAAGCAUGGGCAAGCCAAGACACCUUUAAAUUUCAUUGUGCCGAUUACCUGUGAGAUGAUUAUAGAUCUCGUAGUUGGCAGUGUCCUUUUCCUUUCCA
This is a messenger RNA of Mangifera indica (mango), 2752 nucleotides long. Its product is annotated as centromere/kinetochore protein zw10 homolog. The coding region runs from base 179 to 2446 and encodes 755 amino acids. The record is from RefSeq and is a predicted model, not a curated record. Gene Ontology annotation, biological process: mitotic cell cycle; endoplasmic reticulum to Golgi vesicle-mediated transport; mitotic spindle assembly checkpoint signaling. Lineage: Eukaryota; Viridiplantae; Streptophyta; Magnoliopsida; Sapindales; Anacardiaceae. Gene Ontology annotation, cellular component: nucleus; chromosome, centromeric region; RZZ complex. The transcript is spliced from 14 exons.